Messenger RNA from Durio zibethinus, 3326 nucleotides. Its product is annotated as sterile alpha motif (SAM) domain-containing protein. The record is from RefSeq and is a predicted model, not a curated record. NCBI's taxonomy places the organism in Eukaryota, Viridiplantae, Streptophyta, Magnoliopsida, Malvales, Malvaceae. Gene Ontology annotation, molecular function: protein binding; 5'-3' DNA exonuclease activity; damaged DNA binding. Gene Ontology annotation, biological process: interstrand cross-link repair; double-strand break repair via nonhomologous end joining.
AUGGGACAAGCUAAGGAAAAGGGAAAGCGUGGGCUAUUAUCCCUCCGAAUUCAAAUUCAAAUUCUAACUCCUCCGGAUCCCAGAAUCCACCCUUCUCUGUCGUGGUCACGCUCCUCUGACUUCAUCUCCCAAACACGAGCAAUGCUCUCAAGAUCCGCCGCAUCGCAGCUUCUCUCCACCGACGACGACGACGACGAUUUUCAAAUUCCCCCAACUCUAACCCUUUCAGGUUCUCUAAAACCCACCUUACGCAAAAACCCCCUCAAACCCUCCGACACUCCCCACCCUCCUUUCAAGAAACCCAAACGCCACUCUAACCGUGAAAAACAAAACGCCGCAUUUUUCACCGUUCCGAUUACCCGAUCCGAAGAUCUCCCCGAUCUCGACGAUACCUGCAGCUUGGAUUUAAUACCUUCCAGCGUCGAUUGUAGUUUUAAUUUGUCUUCUGACCAAAACAGGGGAUCUGAUUCUAUAAAAUGUGAUGAGAAGAGAGAGGAGCUACUGGAAUGGAAUGAGGGUUAUCUAUGUAACUCAUUAGAGUCGAGAUUAAUAAGGCCGACAUCAGAAUUAAUCGAGGAAUUCGGAGAAGAUUUCGAGGAAGAUAACGGGCUUGAUGACUUACUUAAGCUAUGCAAUGAAGUGGAAGAAGAGGAAAAGGAAAUAAAUGGUUUAGACAACGGUUCAGUUCAGUGUCCACUUUGUGGGGUUGAUAUUUCGGAUUUGAAUGAAGAGCAGCGGCUAGUUCACACCAAUGAUUGUCUCGACAAAGUGGAGAACCCGGCUCAACCUGUUCUUAUUCUCCCUAGUGUUGACAGGGAACUGCAAUGCCCUCCUGAGGUUAUCGAUGGUCCCCCUUUGUCUCCUCCACAAGUUGUUGAUGUCUCCCCUGUUGUUAAAUGGCUGAGUAAUCUUGGUUUAGCAAGAUAUGCUGAUGCUUUUGUCCGAGAAGAGGUUGAUUGGGACACUCUAAAGUGGCUAACUGAAGAGGAUUUGUUCAGCAUAGGUGUUACUGCACUUGGCCCUAGGAAGAAGAUUGUGCAUGCUCUUAGUGAACUCAGAAAAGGGUGCUCCUAUUCAGCUGAGACACAUGUGGGUCAUUCCAGUCAUGAAAAUGAAUCAGCCAAAAGCUACAGAGCGAAGAUGCAAACUGAGAUUUCUAAUGUUAUAGACUACGAAACUAGUAAACCAGCUGCAAACAAGUUAAUUACAGAUUUUUUUCCUGGCUUGGUUUCUGAUAGGAAGAAAGUUUGCGCCCCACCAAGAGGACAGAAUGUAUCAGGCAAAGGUCAUUCAGAUUCCAGUCGUAGAUGUGUGCAGAAAAAUCAUGUUAAAAACACAAAACUAAAAGAUAUUCCCACAUGGUGCUGCAUUCCGGGGACACCAUUUCGAGUGGAUGCUUUCAAAUACCUUAGAGGAGAUUGUUCUUACUGGUUUCUCACGCACUUCCACAUGGACCAUUAUCAAGGUUUAACAAAGUCCUUUCGUCAUGGUAAGAUUUACUGCUCCUCAAUCACAGCACGGCUUGUAAAUAUGAAGCUUGGAAUCCCAUGGGAAAUGUUGCAAGUUUUACCCCUCAACCAAAAGAUCAAUGUUUCUGGUAUUGACGUAACAUGCUUGGAUGCAAAUCACUGUCCAGGAUCCAUCAUGAUACUCUUUGAACCACCAAAUGGUAAGGCUGUUCUACAUACAGGAGAUUUUCGCUUUAGUGAGGAAAUGGCUGUCAUGUCUCUUUGGCAUGCCUGUCCUAUACAUACUCUCAUCCUUGAUACAACUUACUGUAAUCCUCAGUAUGAUUUCCCAAAGCAGGAGGCUGUAAUACAGUUUGUCAUUGAGGCAAUCCAAGCAGAGGCUUUCAACCCUAAGACACUUUUUCUAAUUGGCAGCUACACAAUUGGAAAGGAAAGGCUUUUCUUGGAGGUUGCUCGUGUCCUUCGUAGAAAGGUUUAUAUCACUACAGCAAAGCUCCGUCUCUUGGAAUGCUUGGGGUUCUCUGAGGAAGAUAUGCAGUGGUUCACAUGUAAUGAACAGGAAAGCCAGAUCCAUGUUGUCCCUAUGUGGACACUUGCUAGCUUCAAACGAUUGAAACAUAUAUCUAAUCAAUAUGCGAGUCGAUUCAGUCUAAUAGUGGCUUUCUCUCCCACGGGUUGGACAGUUGGUAAGGGGAAGAAGAAGUCGCCUGGGAGAAGGUGGCAGCAGGGUACCAUCAUAAGGUAUGAAGUGCCAUAUAGUGAACAUUGCAGCUUUACGGAGCUCAGAGAAUUUGUGAAACUUUUAUCUCCCGAAACCAUAAUUCCAAGUGUAAAUAAUGAUGGACCAGAUUCUGCCAAAUCCAUGAUUUCCCUCUUGCUGCCUUGAUUUGUUGUCCACUUGGUCUUUCAAGCUGUAGGACUAUGUCGUUUGCUCCAGUUGCAGUUCCACAUUUACAAAGUGAUAGAAUUGGGUGAACAUCCGAUUUUGCCCGAGUUAUUAUGUACUAAUUGGUUCUGUAGGCAGAAAAAUUUGAUGCAAGGUAAAACUAAUUUAUAAUUUGAAUAGAUUAAAUUAUAAACUGUAUAGUUAAUUACUGACAAGAACAGAGGGCUUCCAUAUUGAAUAAGAACUGUGUUAAAGGUUUUUCUUGUUUUUGUACCAUGAAUGCCGUUUGUUGCGAAGAAAAGCCAGGAGGUUCACACUCGUAUGCCAUGUGUUUUAUUCUGUUGCUCCAUUUGCGGCACUAAUUAAUCGUAGGGACAAUCCUUCACCACUUCAACCUUCCGCUCCAUCUUCAUGUUCGGGGCUUCAUUUUGUAUAUGAAGGACUUGUUACCCAACUUCCGCAUUGAUAUACGUAAGAAAUGACCCAAUAAAUGGUGACGAACUAACGAUUGUAACGCAACGUAAGCAAUGCAUUGCAUGCUUUGACUUCAAAAAAUUUGGCUAUUUAUGUUAAUGUACCUCCGCGGUUUGACCCCUGGUCACCACCCCCCAGUAACAGAUUGUCUGUCGUUUCGUCGCGUUUAAUUGGAUUUAAACGGCGCGUGAGGUCUGAUCUCGUGCCCCGUCCGAACUCACCUUUCUUCACUUGACAACUUCCAUUUUGCUGUCGAUAUCGAUUUGAUUUUUAUUUAUUCCUCAAUGUUUCAAUUGUGGCACGUUUUAGGAUAAUUGUUAAUUUUUUUUUUAUUUUUCUUUUAAUGCUUUCAAUUAAAUUAAUAAAAAAGGUGGGUUUUGAGCACGUGUUGAAAUUGGAGAUAUGAUUUAUUGCCUUUUCUCAAUAGUGUAAUGUCCAAAUUCAAUGGGGCACUCAAAAAGCUGAUGGGAUUUCGGGUUUUUUUCGAUAAAAAAAAU